Plasmopara halstedii is the source of this 465-nucleotide messenger RNA. RefSeq lists its product as uncharacterized. Lineage: Eukaryota; Oomycota; Peronosporomycetes; Peronosporales; Peronosporaceae. The record is from RefSeq and is a predicted model, not a curated record. The transcript is spliced from 2 exons. Bases 1 to 465 code for a protein of 154 amino acids.
AUGUUGCAUAAAUGGGAAGAAUUUUGGGCUGCCUAUAGAGCUCGUAAUCCCAAUUCCCCAAUCGACCCGAUUGAACUUUUGAAUCCUUACUUCGAUGACUUUACUCUGGCUACUUAUGUCAUGGAGGAACAUGAUGCUAAACGAUUACAAGAUAUGUUGUUUCAGCACUGGUUUGACAAUGGUAAAUCGUAUGAUUACCUCAAAGUCCUGUAUGGUGAUCACGAGAGUAAAAGCUCCAUCUUUGAAGGUGUUCUGAAAGCUUACGAAAGGUUUAUCACCACAAAAUCAAAGGCACCGCGAUUUUUUACGCAAUACAUUGAGCCCGACAAGCAUGUCAUUUUUUUUGAAAAAUUAUCUCAACUGAACAAGAACAAACCUAUUCAUCUUCUUGCCCAACUCACCGCGAUCGUUCGCGAUGAAAGUACAAUAUCCAAGAUACUGGAGGCAGCGUUGGGUAAAGGAUAA